CACACUUAUACAGUAACUGUCGUAUAACAAGGACGAAAAGCAGAAAAUAGGUCCGAUUUUGUACGUUUUCAUUCGAUAAAAGUCAAUUCCAGUUAUUAUUCGGGCGGUUACUGUGCUGUAGUGGUGUGCCAGUGCGUUUCACCCUGCUGCAAAAUUCAGGUCAUGAAACGUACACGACGCUACAAAUUCUUGCAAGUGUCAGUCUUCUUCGUGAUAUACUCAGUAAUUACAGUGUGUUCCAAGGAUGUUGAAACGAAAUCCGAUGCAGCUUCCAAGACUGAAACAAUUAAAUCAACAGCUUCCACCGUACGACCGACAGCACCCACAAAUGGUGAACCGACAAAGCCGACAAGUGCACUACCGACGACUAGACCCACUUUCAGGCCCAAACGCAACUGCACGCCGCCGGCGAUUGAGCAGUUUCCGAAACCUUUGAUGGGCCCGUGGGCGCGGGAGCAUGGUGGAAUAAUUAUACAUAUCCUGGUGGCCAUUUAUACAUUUUUAGGUCUAUCAAUUGUGUGUGAUGAGUACUUUGUAGCUUCGUUGGAUCGAAUUUGCGAAGAAUUAAAGCUGUCACCGGAUGUUGCCGGCGCUACCUUUAUGGCCGCGGGAAGCUCUGCUCCAGAAUUGGCAACUGUCGUUAUUGGAGUUUUCUUCGCCAAGGAUGACAUAGGAGUGUCUGGUGUCAUCGGAUCGGCUGUUUUUAAUAUAAUGUUCGUUAUAUCAGUCUGUGCUUUAUCCGCUGGCACUGUGUGCUACUUGAACUGGUGGCCACUAGUUAGAGAUUGCUUCUUUUACGGCGUGUCAAUUCUUGUGAUGUUAUUUACUAUAUACGAUGAAUUUAUUACAUGGAGCGAAUCACUCUUCAUGCUAUUUAUGUACAUAGUAUACUGUGUCGUCUUGCACUUUAAUGGCCCGUUAGAAAGAUGGGCGCAGACUCUUCCAGUUCCUUGCAAGAAAGUCGCUCCCGACGAAGAAUCGGGAUUAGUUAGCUAUAAAACGUUGGACGAAGAAAAAAAGCGAGCAACUUACGGAAGUAGUCCCGAUGGUACCACCGCCAACGCCGAACAAGAUUUUGGUGGUAAGAUGAGCGGACCCGCGCUGAAUCAAGGUUUCGUGGCGUCACCUUCGGUAGGUCCUACGGUCAUUCAACAAACCUACUACAAACCGAAGGACUAUAAUGCGGCGGAACGUCGUGAUCCACUCGUUAGGCCAGAAGACCCUAGGUUUCUUGUGCAGGCACCGUGGGCGAUAGUGUUUCCGAUUCAUUUCAUGUGCAAAAAAACCACCCCGGAUUGCCGAACGGAGAAGUACAAGAAUUGGUAUCCAUUCACCUUCCUUGUUUCAAUGAUUUGGAUUUCUUUCUAUUCGUACUUCAUGGUGUGGAUGAUCACAAUUAUCGGCACCACUUUGGGUAUACCAGAUACUGUGAUGGGCUUGACGUUUGUGGCCGCGGGCGUAUCUGUCCCAGAUGCGUUAUCAAGCAUCGCCGUUAUAAAAGAAGGGUAUGGAGAUAUGGCGGUCUCCAACGCAGUUGGUUCAAAUGUCUUUGACAUUUUGAUUUGUUUGGGUCUUCCUUGGUUUAUACAAACUGCUAUAAUCAAACCAGGUUCACAUGUCAAUGUGAUAAGUAAAGGUUUAACAUAUUCGACUCUUUCGUUACUCUCUACGGUAGUUUUUCUAAUAGUAGCGACGCACAUGAAUGGUUGGAAGCUGGAUAGAAAAUACGGCAUAAUUCUAAUGGUGUGGUACCUAUUUUUUAUAACAUUUGCAAGUUUAUACGAACUGAAUGUGUUUGGCCAACUAAACCCGCCGGAAUGCCCAAGCACCUAUUAAAUUGGCCAUAUCGUUGUUAACGCACCAAAUCGUGAAUUUGUUAUACGCAAUGCUCAAAAUGUAUCAAAACAAGAGAAAUAGCCGCUGUACCGUAAAGUAUUAUUGAAAUAGAUCAAUUAAUAAUGUUUAUUGUUAUAAAUGAGUACAUUAAAUGUUAGAUGGUAGAAAUUAGCCGUCCCUAGAGUUUCAAAAACCUAUAUUUGUAAAAAUAUUUUAUAAAAAGAAUUAAAAAAAAGGUCGGCUUAAUAAAUGUUCUUGAAAAUUAGCUGUAAUAAGCGCUUACAUGUUACAUCGAAAGAAAAAAAAGUAUUUUUAUUAACCCAAUAUCUUUGUGGAAUCCAGCAUUCUUUAACGUGUACCAAAUUUCGUGUAUCUGUGAUUUUUUGUUCAAUUGUAGGUAGUCAUUUUAUGUUCCUAAGGAUAAAUUAAUUAGAGAAACGUAAGACAAUAAAAUAUCGCCUUAUCUAUAUAGUAUUAUGAAAUAGUGUUAAAUGCGUUAGGUUCAGGAUUUAGUAGAUGCCCCCCGGUGGAAAUUGGAACAAAAACGAAUUUCGGUUUCCUGAUCCGUUUGUGCUCCAUGCUUGUUAUCUUAUUUCGUAAAAUUGUACAAAUAUUUAAGGAGGCAUUUUGUAUUUGGUUUUUACAAAACGUUAAAAUACCUCGUAGUGUUCGGAAACUGCUUUACAGGUCUGGUUCGUUUUACAAUUUAAGCAAGUGUUUUUAUACCAGUAAGUAAUUAUCCAACGAAUGGCACUUGUUCUGGUUACGUAGAAGUAGUUCCCACCAGGAACGGUAAAAUGCCAAGCUUGGCCCUUUUGAUGGGCGCUUUACGAGUAGGCAAUCGUCAAGACCAUAAUCUUAACAAAGGCUAGUCAAGUUUAAAAUAAUGUUAAAUAAGAAGCAGGUUAUAGAAUUUGCAAAAUAAGUUAAGUCACAUAUUCAAAGCAUUAAGUGUGAUUUACCGUAGUUCACCACAUGCACCUUUCCUUUCAAAAAGCUUUGUGGAUAAUGUUAACGCUUAUUUCGAAACAUUUCUAGAUGUUAGUAAUCUUCUUCUAUCGCUCUUCUUCCCACUAAUGGUAUGUUAGAUGUUAAUCUCAGUUCACGAUUUUCUACACCUGCCCUUGAAUGUUCGUGAGCUGAAUUAAAGCAAAUGUUAUACACAAACAUGUAAAUUAAUGGUUAGAUUAAAUAAACGUACCGAGCACUGUCAAAAAUAAUUAUAUUACUGUACUGCACUAACAGGUCAGUGUUGAAUUGUAAUCUACCCUAUGUUAUUUAAUAAAAAUUUAUCAAAAG
This is a messenger RNA of Photinus pyralis (common eastern firefly), 3135 nucleotides long. Its product is annotated as probable sodium/potassium/calcium exchanger CG1090. The transcript has 9 exons. Gene Ontology annotation, biological process: intracellular calcium ion homeostasis; calcium ion transmembrane transport. The coding region runs from base 163 to 1836 and encodes 557 amino acids. Gene Ontology annotation, cellular component: membrane. The record is from RefSeq and is a predicted model, not a curated record. Gene Ontology annotation, molecular function: calcium channel activity; calcium, potassium:sodium antiporter activity. NCBI's taxonomy places the organism in Eukaryota, Metazoa, Arthropoda, Insecta, Coleoptera, Lampyridae.